UUUUCAUUUCCCACAAACUCUUCUCCUCUCUCUCUCUCUCUCAACUUUUUCUUUCUUCUGUUCAUCUUCACAUUUCCCAUCAACUUUUUCUCAUAUCCAUCCAUCCAUCCAUCUCACACAAAACACCAUUAAUUUCAUCUACACUUUAUUCUUACCAGAACCCUUUCUACUGCUUUACUUAAAACCAUGGCUACUAUUUUAGUUAUUGCAGUUCUCAUGUUAUUCAUGACUGGUCACUCAGAUGGAGCGAGUUGGUGUGCUUGCAGAACUGAUGUGAGUGAAUCAGCUUUACAAAAGGCAUUAGAUUAUGCUUGUGGAAAUGGGGCAGACUGUAAACCUAUACUCCAGAAUGGUGCUUGUUUUCAACCUAAUACUGUCAGGGCUCAUUGUUCUUAUGCUGUUAAUAGCUAUUAUCAAAACAAAGGUCAAGCUCAAGGAAGUUGCAUCUUUAGUAAUUCUUCCACCGUUGUUCAGAAUGACCCAAGCACUGGUGGUACAUGUACCUACCCUUCAUCUGCUAGCUUUGGAGGAAAUGGUGGCACCACACCAGGUGUAAUGUCACCACCUGGUUUUCCAAACAGUCCACCAACAGGAGGAUUACUCAGUCCUCCAGGGUUUAACAGUCCUCCAUUCAGUCCGGGUCCAGCUGGGUUUGAUCCUAAUGGUGUUGCCAAAACUGAAAUGGUUUCUGUGUUCCUAACUCUAGGGUUUUCAGCUCUCUUGUCACUUCUUAUGAUUGUUUGAAAGAAAGAAAAAAAGUGGAGACAAAUGUAAGUGGUGGGUGGUAAUGGCGUAGGAAUGGAGAGGUAGGGAUUUCAGGGGUUUGUAAUGUAAUGUAUGGCUGAGAUGAGUUUAGCAUUCAAGUCAGAACAAGUAGGUCUGAAUUUUGAUAAUUUGGGUUGUGUAAAAGUGAUUCAGCAUCAUCUAUUGGACUGACAUUUCCCAAAACCUUUGUCUGCCUCUCUAUGUUCUUUUCUCUCUUUUGCUUCUCUAUUUCUCUUCUUUGUAUGUAGUUUUAUCAUCCAUUCUUAUUUACCGGGAAUAUUUUGGGUGCA
Molecule: messenger RNA, 1055 nt
Organism: Papaver somniferum (opium poppy)
Lineage: Eukaryota; Viridiplantae; Streptophyta; Magnoliopsida; Ranunculales; Papaveraceae
Product: PLASMODESMATA CALLOSE-BINDING PROTEIN 2-like
Exons: 4
Coding region: 187-744 (185 amino acids)
Source: RefSeq, a predicted model, not a curated record